GUGAAAGAAACCCGAUUUUUUUUCCCCAGUGAGAAACAUCCGGGGAUUUUGCUCCAAACCCGGGCAACUAUUAAUUCUAAUCUUAGAAUGUUGGGCUGCCACCUGAUUCUGAAAUCGCCUAGUCUACGGAAGGGCUAAGAGGGUGUGGUUGAAUGAAGGAGUGAGUGAAUGAAUGAAUGAACGGACGCGGUUAGACCUCCAUUUUGUGGGUGAGCUCAUGGAGGCUUCACGUUCAAAGUCCGGCUAGCGGCUGGUGAGACGCAUCAGGGUGUAAAGGCGCUUGCGGCCAACCCUUCCGUGGUGGAAGGCAAGAACAGACUCCAGGAAGCAAGCAGUCCUGGCCUCCACAGAUGCGCCGUGCACGCACGCGUCCUGCCCCAGUAAACACAUCAAAAACGAAGGUUGUGCCGGGCGGCGGCGGCGCACGCCUUUAACCCCAGCACAGAGGAAGGAGGGUCUUGAGUUCGAGGCCAACCUGGUCUACAGAUGACCUCUAGGCUUGCCAGGCCUCCCAAAGUGUGAGCCGGUCUCAAAUAAAUAUUUAAGAUUCCUUGGGGCGAGGAGACAGAGGCGUCUCCUGCAGGGGGAGCGGCCUUCUUGAGGUGUGAACUCAAAGGGGGGGGUGCCCCGUGGUCCCCGACGCGGUGCGUCCCCGGGAAACCAACGUGGUGCGGCCAGAAGCGGUCCCUUUAAGAAACCCGGCUCGGCGCGCCCAGGCCGUGGUCCCGCCCCCUCCCGUGGCAAAGACCCGCGAGUGGCAGGAGCAUUGUCCAAUAGCAGCGCUGGGGGCGGGGCCGAGUGCAGCCCGGGGCCGCGGGUUGCGAAGGGCGUCGUCCGCAGUGGAGGGGGCUCCUCUUAAAGGGGCCGCGCUCCCCCGCCGAUGCCGGGCGGAGCGACGGUGGACGGAGUCUGGGGGGCUCAGAACGAGUCAUCAUGGCCUUCUGCACACAGCUGAUGCUCCUCCUGUGGAAAAAUUACACAUAUCGAAGGAGACAGCCGAUCCAGCUCCUAGUGGAGUUACUGUGGCCCCUCUUCCUCUUCUUCAUCCUGGUGACCGUCCGCCACUCCCACCCACCGCUGGAGCACCACGAAUGCCACUUUCCAAACAAGCCGCUACCAUCCGCGGGCACCGUGCCCUGGCUGCAGGGCCUUAUCUGCAAUGUCAACAACUCCUGUUUCCAGCAGCCAACGCCUGGCGAGAAGCCGGGGGUCCUGAGCAACUUUAAGGAUUCCCUGAUCUCCAGACUCCUUGCCGAUGCUCGAGCAGUGCUGGGGGGGCGCAGCACCCAGGAGAUGCUGGCGGCGCUGGGGAAACUGAUGCCCCUGCUCAGAGCGGCGGGAGGUGGAGCCUGGCCGCAAGAGAGUCAUCCACUGAACAAGCAAGCGUCAGUGACCACUGAGCUCAAAAAGAUCCUGCAAGGGGCGUCCCUGGAGCCUGUGCUGGGUCAAGCCCAGGAUUCCAUGAGGAAGUUCUUGGAUACCACCAGGGACCUUACCCAGGAGCUCCUGACGCUGCCCAGCCUGCUGGAGCUCCGAGCGUUGCUGCGGAGGCCCCGAGGGUCAACCGGCUCGCUGGAGCUGCUUUCAGAGGCCCUCUGCAGCACCAAGGGGCCCGGCAGCCCAGGGGGCCUCUCCCUCAACUGGUACGAUGCCAGCCAGCUCAACGAGAUCGUGGGGCCGGAGCUGGCCCCUGCCCUGCCCGACAGCAGCCUCAGCCCUGCCUGCUCCCAGUUCAUGGGGGCGCUGGAUGACCAUCCCGUGUCGCGACUGCUCUGGAGGCGCCUGAAGCCGUUGAUCCUCGGGAAAAUUCUCUUUGCCCCUGACACAAACUUCACUCGGAAGCUCAUGGCGCAGGUGAACCGCACCUUCGAGGAAAUGGCUCUGUUGAGGGACCUACAAGAGGUCUGGGGGGUGCUGGGACCCCAGAUCUUCAACUUCAUGAAUGACAGUGCCAACACGGCCAUGCUUCAGAGACUGCUGGAGGUGGAGGGCUCAGGGCAGAGGCAGCAGACACCCAGAGGCCAGAAGCAGCUGGCUGCCCUCCGAGAUUUUCUGGACCCCAGUAGGGGUGGCUACAGCUGGCGGGAGGCCUACGCGGACAUAGGGCGCCUGGCAGGAAUCCUGGGCCAGAUCAUGGAGUGUGUGUCCCUAGACAAGCUGGAGGCUGUGCCCUCCGAGGGAGCUCUUGUGUCCCGUGCCCUGGAGCUGCUGGGUGAGCGCCGCCUCUGGGCGGGCAUCGUCUUCUUGAGCCCUGAGGACCCUCUGGACCCAUCGGAGCUGUGGUCUCCAGCCCUGGGUCCUGGCCACCUGCGAUUCAAGAUCCGAAUGGAUAUCGAUGACGUCACAAGGACCAACAAGAUCAGGGACAAGUUUUGGGACCCAGGGCCAUCUGCAGACCCUUUCAUGGACCUUCGAUAUGUGUGGGGUGGCUUCGUGUACCUGCAGGACCUGCUGGAGCAGGCGGCUGUGCGUGUGCUGAGUGGAGGGGACGCCCGCACCAGCCUCUAUCUGCAGCAGAUGCCGCACCCCUGCUACGUGGAUGACGUGUUCCUGCGCGUGCUCAGCCGGUCUCUGCCCCUGUUUCUGACUCUGGCCUGGAUCUAUUCGGUGGCGCUCACCGUGAAGGCCGUGGUGCGGGAGAAAGAGACGAGGCUGCGGGAAACCAUGCGAGCCAUGGGGCUGAGCCGCGCCGUGCUCUGGCUGGGCUGGUUCCUCAGCUGCCUGGGACCCUUCCUGGUCAGCACGGCGCUGCUGGUGUUAGUGCUCAAGCUAGGGAGCAUCCUUCCUUACAGCCACCCGGCUGUCCUCUUCUUCUUCUUGGCGGCCUUCGCGGUGGCCACCGUGGCUCAGAGUUUUCUGCUCAGCGCCUUCUUCUCCAGGGCCAACCUGGCAGCUGCCUGUGGGGGCCUCCUCUACUUCUCCCUCUACCUGCCCUACGUGCUGUGUGUCGCCUGGCGUGAGCGCCUGCCCCUAGGCGGCCUUGUCGCCGCGAGCUUGCUGUCCCCCGUGGCCUUCGGCUUCGGAUGUGAAAGCCUGGCGCUGCUGGAGGAGCAGGGGGAUGGGGCGCAGUGGCACAAUUUGGGCAGGGCCCCUGCGGAGGAUGUCUUCAGCCUGGCGCAGGUGUCUGCCUUCCUGUUGCUGGACGCCGCCAUCUAUGGCCUCGCCCUCUGGUACCUGGAGGCCGUCUGCCCAGGCCAAUAUGGGAUCCCUGAGCCAUGGGAUUUCCCCUUUCGGAGGAGCUACUGGUGUGGGCCUGGAUCUCCCCGGAGUUCUGUCUUGGCCCCUGCCCCACAAGAUGCCAAGGUUCUGUUGGAAGAACCACCACCUGGCCUCAUUCCCGGUGUCUCCAUCCGUGGCCUGAAGAAGCAUUUUCGUGGCUGUCCGCAGCCAGCCCUCCGAGGACUCAGCCUUGACUUCUACCAAGGCCACAUCACUGCCUUUUUGGGUCACAACGGGGCUGGCAAGACAACUACACUGUCCAUCUUGAGUGGUCUUUUCCCACCCAGUGGUGGCUCGGCCUCCAUCCUGGGCCAUGAUGUGCAAACCGACAUGGCAGCCAUCCGGCCCCACCUGGGCAUCUGCCCACAGUACAAUGUGCUGUUUGACAUGCUGACGGUGGAUGAGCAUGUGUGGUUCUACGGCCGUUUGAAAGGCGUGAGCGCAGCUGCCGUGAGCUCUGAGCAGGAACGUCUGAUACGGGAUGUGGGGCUCGUCCCCAAGCGGGACGCACAGACGCGCCACCUCUCCGGUGGGAUGCAGCGGAAACUGUCUGUGGCCAUUGCCUUUGUGGGUGGCUCCCGGGUAGUCAUCCUGGAUGAGCCCACUGCUGGUGUGGACCCCGCUUCUCGACGUGGCAUUUGGGAAUUACUGCUGAAGUACAGGGGGGAUCGCACACUGAUCCUCUCCACUCACCACCUGGAUGAGGCGGAGCUCCUGGGAGACCGCGUGGCCAUGGUGGCGAACGGCUCUUUGUGCUGCUGUGGGUCCCCGCUUUUCUUGCGUCGACACUUGGGCUGCGGUUACUACCUGACGCUGGUGAAGAGUCCUCAGGCCCUCAACACCCAGGACUCGGAGGGAGACAGCGGGGACCCCAGACGGAAGCAGAAACCAGGCAGCGAGGGCAACGUGGCCGGGACAACUCUCACCCAAGGAGCCUCGGACGGGAGCGGCCAGGCCCCAGCUCCCGAUGCGGCCUCCAUCACCCCGAGGACACCCCGGAUACUAGACCUAGUGCGGCGCCAUGUUCCUGGAGCUCAGCUGGCGGAGGAGCUGCCCCAUGAGCUGGUGCUGGCGCUGCCCUAUGCGGGUGCCCUGGAUGGCAGCUUUGCCAUGGUCUUCCAAGAGCUGGAUCGGCAACUGGAGGCUCUGGGACUCACCGGCUAUGGGAUCUCGGACACCAACCUGGAGGAGAUCUUCCUAAAGGUGGUGGAGGAUGCACACAGAGAAGGAAGCAAGACCCUGUCCCCCACCCUGAACCCCGCUGGCUCCACAGGAGGUGACUCCGGACAGCAGCACCUGCACCCCCCCACGGCCACUCUGCAGCCCCACACGGGGCCAGAGGCGUCAGCCCUGGAGAACGGGGAGCUGGCUAGGUUGAUGCUGGAUCCCCAGGCCCCGCAGGGCUCCACACCCGGCGGUGGCGAUGCUGCUCCCGUGCAAGGCUGGACACUGACCUGCCAACAGCUCCGGGCUCUGCUCCACAAGCGUUUCCUGCUUGCCCGCCGCAGCCGCCGGGGCCUGUUUGCACAGAUUGUGCUGCCUGCUCUCUUCGUGGGCCUGGCCCUGCUCUUCAGCCUUAUCGUCCCUCCGUUCGGCCAGUACCCGCCCCUGCAGCUCAGCCCCGCUAUGUACGGCCCCCAGGUCUCCUUCUUCAGUGAGGACGCCCCUGGGGACCCCAACCGGGUGAAGCUGCUGGAGGCGCUGCUGGGCCAGGCCGGGCUGCAGGUCCCCAGUCUGCAGGGCGCAGCUGCCAGAGGAUCCGAGUGCGCACACUCCUUGGCCUGCUACUUCUCGGUCCCCGAGGUCCCUGCAGAUGUGGCCGGCAUCCUGGCCAGUGGUAACUGGACUCCAGAGUCUCCGUCCCCAGCAUGCCAAUGCAGCCAGCCUGGAGCCCGCCGCCUGCUGCCAGACUGCCCGGCCGGAGCUGGGGGUCCACCGCCACCCCAGGCCAUGGCUGGCUUGGGGGAGGUGAUCCAGAAUCUCACUGGCCGAAAUGUGUCUGACUUCCUGGUGAAGACUUACCCCAGCCUGGUGCGCCGGGGCCUGAAGACUAAGAAGUGGGUGGAUGAGGUCAGAUACGGGGGCUUCUCCCUGGGAGGCCGAGACCCAGACCUGCCCUCAGGGCAUGAGGUGGUCCGCACAGUGGCAGAGAUGCGGGCGCUGCUGAGCCCCCAGCCUGGCAAUGCCCUAGACCGCAUCCUGAACAACCUCACUCAGUGGGCCCUUGGCCUUGACGCCCACAACAGCCUUAAGAUCUGGUUCAACAACAAGGGCUGGCAUGCCAUGGUGGCCUUUGUGAACCGAGCCAACAAUGGACUCCUACAUGCCCUCCUGCCGUCUGGCACGGCCCGCCAUGCCCACAGCAUCACUACGCUCAACCACCCUUUGAACCUGACCAAGGAGCAGCUGUCUGAGGCAGCGCUGGUGGCCUCCUCAGUGGAUGUCCUUGUCUCCAUAUGUGUGGUCUUCGCCAUGUCCUUUGUCCCAGCCAGCUUCACCCUGGUCCUCAUCGAGGAACGUGUCACCAGAGCCAAACACCUGCAGCUGGUCAGCGGCCUGCCUCAAACCCUCUACUGGCUUGGCAAUUUCCUCUGGGACAUGUGUAAUUACUUGGUGGCAGUGUGCAUAGUGGUGCUCAUCUUCCUGGCCUUUCAGCAGAGGGCCUACGUGGCGCCGGAGAACCUGCCCGCCCUCUUACUCUUGCUGCUGCUGUAUGGCUGGUCCAUCACACCUCUAAUGUACCCUGCCUCCUUCUUCUUCUCCGUGCCCAGCACGGCCUAUGUGGUACUCACCUGCAUUAACCUCUUCAUUGGCAUCAACAGCAGCAUGGCCACCUUUGUGCUGGAACUGCUUUCAGAUCAGAACUUGCAAGAAGUAAGCCGGAUUCUGAAGCAAGUGUUUCUUAUCUUCCCCCACUUCUGCCUGGGCCGAGGACUUAUCGACAUGGUGCGGAACCAGGCCAUGGCAGAUGCCUUUGAGCGCUUGGGAGACAAACAAUUCCAGUCACCCCUACGCUGGGACAUUGUCGGCAAGAACCUUCUGGCCAUGGUGGCCCAGGGACCCCUGUUCCUGCUCAUCACACUCCUGCUCCAGCACCGCAGUCACCUCCUGCCACAACCCAAACCGGGACCGCUGCCGCCCCUGGAUGAGGAGGAUGAGGAUGUAGCUCGAGAGCGGGAGCGUGUGACCAAGGGGGCCACCAAGGGGGACGUGCUGGUCCUCCGGGACUUGACUAAGGUGUACCGUGGACAGAAGAGUCCGGCUGUGGAUCGCCUGUGCCUGGGGAUCCCCCCUGGGGAGUGCUUUGGGCUGCUGGGCGUCAAUGGGGCAGGGAAGACGUCCACCUUCCGCAUGGUGACAGGGGACACACUGCCCAGCAGCGGUGAAGCAGUGUUGGCAGGACACAGCGUGGCCCGGGAUCCAGCUGCCGCACACCGCAGCAUGGGCUACUGUCCCCAGUCUGACGCCAUCUUCGACCUGCUGACGGGCCGGGAACACCUGGAGUUGUUUGCGCACCUGCGCGGGGUGCCCAAGGCCCAGGUUGCCCAGACAGCGCUCUCGGGCCUGGUGCGCCUGGGCCUUCGCAACUACGCGGACCGACCCGCGGGCACCUACAGCGGAGGGAACAAGCGGAAGCUGGCCACAGCCCUGGCUCUGGUUGGGGACCCAGCAGUGGUCUUUCUGGACGAGCCCACCACAGGCAUGGACCCAAGUGCACGGCGGUUUCUGUGGAACAGCUUGCUGUCGGUGGUGCGCGAGGGCCGCUCCGUGGUGCUCACCUCGCACAGCAUGGAGGAGUGCGAAGCGCUCUGCACGCGCCUGGCCGUCAUGGUGAACGGGCGGUUCCGAUGUCUGGGAAGCGCCCAGCAUCUCAAAGGCCGGUUCGGGGCUGGCCACACACUGACCCUCAGGGUCCCACCGGCUCAGCCCGAACCGGCGAUAACCUUCAUCAUGGCCACCUUCCCGGGUGCUGAGCUCCGGGAGGUGCAUGGCAGCCGCCUGCGAUUCCAGCUGCCACUCGGGGGCAGCUGCACCUUGGCACGCGUGUUCCGCGAGCUGGCCGCGCAAGGCAAGGACCACGGCGUGGAGGACUUCUCCGUUAGCCAGACCACGCUGGAGGAGGUGUUCCUGUAUUUCUCCAAAGACCAAGGGGAAGAGGAGAAGGGCAGCCAGCGGGACAUUGGAGCUGGGGAGGUUUCCACACCGGGCCGGCAGCACCCUAAACGUAUCAGCCGAUUUCUGGAAGACCCCAGCUCUGUGGAGACCAUGCUCUGAGCACGCCUGCCUUGGGCCCUGGAAGAAAUAAAGAGAGACAAGAAGAGCGAGGCA
Messenger RNA from Peromyscus californicus insignis, 7548 nucleotides. RefSeq names its product ATP binding cassette subfamily A member 7 (gene Abca7). Gene Ontology annotation, cellular component: membrane; intracellular membrane-bounded organelle. Bases 934 to 7494 code for a protein of 2186 amino acids. NCBI's taxonomy places the organism in Eukaryota, Metazoa, Chordata, Mammalia, Rodentia, Cricetidae. Gene Ontology annotation, biological process: phospholipid efflux; transmembrane transport; cholesterol efflux. Gene Ontology annotation, molecular function: phosphatidylserine floppase activity; ATP binding; phosphatidylcholine floppase activity. The transcript is spliced from 47 exons. The record is from RefSeq and is a predicted model, not a curated record.